AUGAAAGUUCUCUCGUUAGGUGGCUAUGAGAAUCUUACUGUUAGUUUAUCAAAAUUAAACUGCAGCAUUUUUUAUUCUAUGAGGCAGUUGGACUUAUCGACGACAAGUUUCUCUGCAGCACUACCAGAUUCAAUUGGGUGCAUAAGGUGUUCUACCUACAGAACUCUUCAAAAGCUUAGAAGCAAUGAGAAGCUUAAGGAUCACCGUGGGGAAUAUAUGUCAGAAACUGGCUAUGAGCUUGAUUAUUACAUCCAUUCCUUGACUUUAGUAAUCAAAGGAACGGAGUAUAGUCUUGAAAGAGUCCUCAUAGAUCGAACAGCCAUCGAUUUCUCAAACAGCAGAUUUGAAGGACGAAUUCCAGAAAUUAUUGGAACCCUUCAUUCUCUUCUUAUACAAAAUCAUCUGAUUGGACUCAUUCCUCGAGGAAGACAUUUUGAUACAUUUGGGAAUGAUUCAUACAGAGGGAACUUGGCCUUGUGUGGAUCACCAUUGACUAAAGAUUGUGGAAAUACAGGGGCACCACCACCAGCCUCACCAUUCGGAUCUGAGCAACAAUAUGAUCCAGAGUUCUUUGAUGGAUUUGCUUGGAGAGCUGUUGUUCUGGGAUAUGGUUGCGGAUUAGUGCUCGGACUAGCCAUGGGAAGUCUCAUGUUCUUAACUGAAAAACCAAGAUGGUUCAUCCAGAUUGUUGAAGUCAUACAAACUGCGAAAAAGAUCGAGGAACGAAAUAUGUCCACAUACGAACUUGAGAACAGCAAUGCAAUUUACAAAAUUGGUGGGCAAAACAUACUCUUUCCUGCAGCUGUUGUCUAA
Coffea arabica (coffee) is the source of this 813-nucleotide messenger RNA. The record is from RefSeq and is a predicted model, not a curated record. Lineage: Eukaryota; Viridiplantae; Streptophyta; Magnoliopsida; Gentianales; Rubiaceae.